Messenger RNA from Penicillium daleae, 666 nucleotides. RefSeq names its product ESCRT-II subunit protein VPS25. The record is from RefSeq and is a predicted model, not a curated record. Gene Ontology annotation, cellular component: ESCRT II complex. Gene Ontology annotation, biological process: protein transport to vacuole involved in ubiquitin-dependent protein catabolic process via the multivesicular body sorting pathway. Gene Ontology annotation, molecular function: structural molecule activity; protein homodimerization activity. Bases 1 to 666 code for a protein of 221 amino acids. The transcript has a single exon. Lineage: Eukaryota; Fungi; Ascomycota; Eurotiomycetes; Eurotiales; Aspergillaceae.
AUGGCUACGACAGCAGCUACUGCGGGCACAGCAGCUACCCCCUUCGCCUUCCCAUCGACCUACAACUUCCCACCCUUCUUCACCCCGCAACCAAACAGCACCACGCGACACUCGCAGCUCCAAAAAUGGUCCUCACUAAUCCAGUCCUGGUGUCGACACCACCGCACCUACCGCCUCUCCCUCGUCGAUGCCGUCGAUUCCCCUCUUUUCCAUAAUGCAGCCCUGCGCAAGCGGCUAAAUUUGGCCGAAGCGCGCGCCGUCGUGGACUGGAUGACUAAAAAGGAGGAGGAAGGGGGCGGUGGUCAGCGCGCGGAGUGGAUUGAGGGAGCUGCGGCGGGUGGGAAUACAGCGCCCAAGAGUGUUGCGUGGAUCUGGUGGCGGAGGCCGGAGGAGUGGGCGGAUGUGCUGGUGGAUUGGAUUGAUGUUACUGGGCAGCGGGGGGUAGUGUUGACGGUGUUUGAGCUGGUGCAGGGCGAGGCAACGGUUUCUCAAGGUAGGUCACUUAUUACCCAGACGGGGUCUACGGAAAAUGGUCGUGCUGAUCAUCUUGCAGAGUUUCAUGGCAUGGACAACGAUGCCAUGAUGAAGGCGCUUAAUGUCCUCGUCAAGCGAGGCAAGGCAUCGGUCUUUGGUAAUGAGGGCGAGGAGGGAGUCAAGUUCUUUUAA